AUGUCGCAAUCCUCUGUCCAUUUUCAUAGGGAUAUACCCAAGAUCCCUGUCGGUGUUCUAGGUGCGACCGGUACCGUCGGACAGAGGUUUAUUGUUCUUCUUUGUUCCCAUCCCUGGUUCGUGUUAAAAGCACUCGGUGCUAGUAGCAGGAGUGCUGGGAAGCCGUAUAAAGAUGCUGUACGAUGGAAGCAAACGACCCCAAUCCCAUCAGGCGUUUCAGCCAUGAUCGUGCACGAUUGUGUACCGGAACCCUUCAAGGACUGUAAUGUCGUGUUUAGUGGACUAGAUUCAGACGUUGCCGGUGAUAUUGAGGCCUCUUUCCGGGCUGCUGAACUCGCAGUAUUUUCCAACGCAAAGAACUAUCGUCGAGAUCCAAAUGUCCCAUUGAUCGUGCCGCUUGUGAAUACGAUCCACUUAACCAUCCUCCCACAACAACAAAAACUACACAUCCAUCCUCUCACCCGUGAACCUCAACCUCUCUUACGUGGCUUCAUCGUGACAAAUGCAAAUUGUUCUACCACAGGAGUCGUCAUUCCCCUUGCAGCCUUAGAACGGGCUUUCGGUCCACUUGAAAGCCUCGUUAUAACGACAAUGCAAGCUAUAAGUGGGGCAGGAUAUCCUGGUGUACCCAGUCUCGAUAUCCUCGAUAACGUCGUCCCCUAUAUCAGUGGCGAAGAGGAAAAAAUCGAGUGGGAAACUCUCAAGAUUCUCGGGGGCAUCAUUGACGAAGAGACGGAGGCUAUAGAUGGGAAGAAGGAAAAAUUCAAAAAGUUCGACAUGCACACCACUUCUCCGCUCCGAGUUUCGGCACAUUGCAAUCGAGUUCCUGUUAUUGAUGGGCAUACCGAGUGCGUCUCGGUACGGUUUGCGAAACGUCCACCACCUUCUCCUCAGCAAGUCCGGGAAGCCCUUGCGGCCUAUACCUCAGAUGCACAGACUCUUGGAUGUCCGUCUGCCCCUACGAGAACUAUCAUUGUACAUGAGGAAGCGGAUCGGCCACAACCGCGACUGGAUAGAUACCAUCAAGAAGGUGCGGGCGUUAACGUCGGGAGAGUCAGACAAUGUCCGGUGUUUGACAUCAAGUUUGUGGUGUUGUCGAAUAACGUUAGUAUAGGUGCAGCGACGAGCAGUAUCAUCAAUGCGGAGGUCGCGGUGUUGAAGGGUAUCAUUCAAUUUUGA
Marasmius oreades (fairy-ring Marasmius) is the source of this 1179-nucleotide messenger RNA. RefSeq lists its product as uncharacterized. Gene Ontology annotation, biological process: L-threonine biosynthetic process. The record is from RefSeq and is a predicted model, not a curated record. Bases 1 to 1179 code for a protein of 392 amino acids. Lineage: Eukaryota; Fungi; Basidiomycota; Agaricomycetes; Agaricales; Marasmiaceae. The transcript is spliced from 3 exons. Gene Ontology annotation, molecular function: NADP binding; NAD binding; protein dimerization activity.